AAGAUCGUAACAAACCUUGAGCGUUUCAGGGUGGUGCGUGACAGUUAAGGGCGAACUCCUCCCAUCAUUCUCCGGGCCUCUCAAUAAUUAUAUACCAUCAUUUCGUUACUGGUUUACGAAGAAGCUUAGCGUUAUAAGUGAUGAUGGUGAAGACAGGCGUGAUUGGGAUUUUGGUGCUGCAAAUGUGUUGGCAAUGGAUGGGGAGUGGGGGGCAGAGAAUAGUGAGGAGGAUGGACCUGCCAUCGCCGGUGACAGGUCCGGAGUCGAUAGCAUUUGACUCCAUAGGAGGAGGACCUUAUACGGGCGGAUCUGACGGCAGAAUCUUCAAGUUCGAAAAUGGGGCCUUUGUUGAAUUUGCUUACACUUCCCCGAUCAGGAAUAAAACCUUGUGUGAUGGAAUAGCGGGCUUCUCAGCACUGCAAGAAACAUGCGGGAGGCCCUUGGGAUUGGGGUUUCAUGAGGGGACGCAGGAAUGGUACGUAGCGGAUGCGUAUCAGGGCCUCGUCAAGGUGCCUUCCUUUGGAGGCCGCCCCACGCAAGUCGUCACCUCUGUACAAUGCCGUCCUUUCCGCUUCCUGGAUGCUCUCGACAUUGAUCCUUCCACUGGCAUUGUUUAUUUCACUGAAGCCAGCUCUCGAUACCAGCUCAAGGACAUGCAGGCUCUGCUCUCCAGCGGUGACAGUUCAGGAAGCCUGCUCAGUUAUGAUCCUCGAACCGGACAAACCAAGGUUUUGCUGGGGAAUCUGGCUCUGCCAGGCGGAGUGGCCGUGAGCAGAGAUAGUUCAUUCUUGCUGGUCACUGAGUUCUUGGCCAACAGAGUUCAGAGGUUCUGGCUCACAGGUCCCGGGCAAAAUAGGUCUGAACUUUUCCUGCAGCUUGCGGGCAGGCCCGAUAAUAUCAAGAGGAAUUCCGGAGGCGAGUUCUGGAUCGCAGUGAACACUCCUCUCGGGCCGCCCACGACAACUGCCUUUUUGCCUCUUGCAGUCAGAGUGAAUGCGGCUGGUUUUAUUUUGCAGAUUGUACCUCUCACCCAAAUAUAUGGCAAUCAAGAAGUCAGCGAAGUCCAGGAGCAUAAUGGGGCACUCUAUUCCGGCUCCCUUCUUGCUCCUUAUGCUGCUAUUUUCAGUCCCUAGUGUUCCGAACUCACAGCUGCAUUGAUCGAAAUUCGUA
Molecule: messenger RNA, 1170 nt
Organism: Neltuma alba
Lineage: Eukaryota; Viridiplantae; Streptophyta; Magnoliopsida; Fabales; Fabaceae
Product: protein STRICTOSIDINE SYNTHASE-LIKE 11-like
Exons: 3
Coding region: 141-1133 (330 amino acids)
Cellular component (GO): endomembrane system
Molecular function (GO): hydrolase activity
Source: RefSeq, a predicted model, not a curated record